AUGGCCCCACAGUCGACGCUCGACAUCCAGGCCGCCCGCCAGCGCGCCUCGUUCGACCCUCAUGUUCUCCACCGCGUCCUCCUCGCUGGCUCAAAGGAUCCCGACAUGCGCAAACGCGUCGCGCAGCUCAUCUCGUCCAACCCUGCUUUCGACAAGACCUCCAAAUCGUACCUCUCGCGCCCGAAGCAGAUCGAGCGCGGGUUGAAGGCCGCGAGAGACCUCUUCCAGGCCGUCGACGAGCACGAUUUGGACUACAUCGAGUAUCUCGAGGCACUCGUUUCGCUCAUCGACGAUCCCAUCGGCCUCAAUCUGCACGAGAUCGCCUUCACGCCGGUCAUUCAGGCCCAGGGAUCGGACGAGCAGCAGGCUGAGUGGCUUCCGCUUUGUUACAACCACGCCAUCAUCGGGUGCUACCUCCAGACGGAACUCGGACAUGGUUCGAACGUCCAGCAGCUCGAGACGACUGCAACGUACGACCCGAAGAAGGACGAGUUUGUCAUCCACUCGCCGACGAUCAGCGCGACCAAGUGGUGGAUCGGCGCUCUCGGCAUCUUGAGCACGCACGGUGUCAUCCAGGCGAGGCUGUUCAUCGGGGGCAAGGACUACGGACCGCACCUCUUCAUCGUGCAGCUUCGCUCAAUGAAAGACCACUCCCUCCUCCCGGGCAUCGAAGCAGGCGAGAUCGGCCCCAAAGUGCACGGCGCCAUGUCAGCGCUCGACAACGGCUGGGCGCGCUUCAACAACGUCCGCAUCCCGCGCAAACAGAUGCUGUCGAGGUUUGCGCAGGUUGAGCCGAGGAAUGGGGGGACGUAUGUCAAGCCGCUGCAUUCAAAGCUCUCGUACGGCGGCAUGAUCUUCAUUCGGAGUCAGAUGAUCGGGAACCUGAGCUGGCGUCUCGCAAAAGCCGUCACCAUCUCGAUUCGUUACCUGCACAUGCGCCGGCAAUUUGCAGACCCCGAACUCAAGCCGGGCGAGGAGCAGCACGGCGUCGAGAGGCAGGUCAUCUCGUAUCCUGCGGUCUACAUGCGCGUGAUCCCGCAGCUCGUCAACACCAUCGUCUUCAUGACCGCUGGAAAGGACAUGGCCAACCUCUACCACGCCAUGUCCGCCGAACUCGCCGGCGGCAACACCAACCUCCUCGCCGAGACGCACGCUGUCUCGUCCGGUCUCAAGACAUACGUCUCGAGCGCCGUCGUUGAAGGGUGCGAGACCGUCCGUCGCGCGAUGGGCGGCCACGGCUUCCUUGCCUCGACGGGCGUCGGGAGGAUCUACGCGACUGAGCUGCCGAGCGCGACGUACGAGGGCGACAACUAUAUCCUCAACUUGCAGGUCGCGAGGGCGGCACUGAAGUCCUUCAAGGCUUUCGUCGGGUCGACGUCGUCGAAUCCGAAAGACGCACUCAAGAACCUCACUGCUUCGUCCGCCUACCUCGCCUCUCUCGCACCUCCUCCCAAGCUCCCUCUCUCCGCGCCGACCUCUGUCAAAGACUGGCAAUCCCUCCCCCUCCUCCAGCGCCUGCUCGACCUCCGCGCGGCCCUCACAGUCGGACGUCUCGCUUCGCUCCUCGCGUCCGGCCGCAAGUUCGGCGAGAUGUCGUGGGAAUGCGUGCAGGUUAGCGAGGCGGUUGCUGAGGCGUUCUUGGCGGGCAGGAUGGUCGAGGCGAUCGGGAAGGGCGGGCUGUUGACCGACGGAGCGGGAGAGAGGGAGAAGGCUGUCCUCGAGAAGGUAGUCACCUUCUUCCUCCUGCACCGCGUCUCGCACGCCCUCCCCUCCCUCCUCGAAUUCGGCAUCCUCGCGCCCUCUCCUCCCCUCUCGCUUUCCUCCUCGACUCCGCUCAAGCAAGACGCGCCACUCGAGCAGCUCCGUCUCUCGCUUGACGGCGUCGCGAGAGAGUUGUUGCCGGAGUUGGUUGGGUUGACGGAUGCGUUUGGGUUCUCGGACUGGGAGUUGGACACCACAGUCGGCAACCACGACGGCGCAGCGUACGAGCGGAUGCUCGAGAAGGCCAAAGCGGACGAGGAGCAGAACAUCGGAUCCAAGGCCGAGCAGGAGCGGAUGUAUCGCGAGUAUAUCCGACCUAUCCUCGAGCGAGGGAGGAAGCUCACGGGCGGAGGGGGCGACGCGAAGCUGUAG
Messenger RNA from Rhodotorula toruloides NP11, 2133 nucleotides. RefSeq names its product acyl-CoA oxidase. The record is from RefSeq and is a predicted model, not a curated record. Gene Ontology annotation, molecular function: FAD binding; fatty acid binding; acyl-CoA oxidase activity. Gene Ontology annotation, biological process: fatty acid beta-oxidation using acyl-CoA oxidase; lipid homeostasis. Gene Ontology annotation, cellular component: peroxisome. NCBI's taxonomy places the organism in Eukaryota, Fungi, Basidiomycota, Microbotryomycetes, Sporidiobolales, Sporidiobolaceae. The transcript is spliced from 10 exons. The coding region runs from base 1 to 2133 and encodes 710 amino acids.